GUAAUGCUAGAACAAAUGUAUGUUGCUUGACAGCUUGGAUUUGAGAUCUCUAUGCUAGUGUAUUUGUCACGCCCCAUAACUCAAAUCCGAGGACGUAGCAGACGCCGUACACUCGUGAAAGGGUCCCACAAAUGCACAAGGUUCGGAACUUAUCCAAUUCACAAUCUGAUACCAUCAAAAUCUAAAGAUCAAAUUUUAUAAUCUGCUUUGAUAUCAUAAAAUCUCCAAAUACACUCUAGUUUACAAGAUCAUGAUUAUAUCUAAAAUCUAUAUCAAUCUUGAAAUGGCUAGCUUUCUAACUCGUCACUUCCCGUGGUUUCCCCGUCCUUGGUUUCGUUUCUUAAAAUAGUGAACAAGGAAAAACUAUGAAAUAAACUUAGUAAGUAAAUAUGGAGUGCCCCUUAUUAAACUUAUAGCAUGCCAACAAGUGUAAUCACGAAAAACAGAUACAGUACGGGAACGAAAUAGACGUCUCCUCUAUAGAUCACGGCCAGUAUUAUAAACCUCUCAUUGGCAGGCACACUAUUUGCUGGUGUAUAAUCCCCACUAGCAGGGUCACUCGUACGAACAGGCUCUAUCAGAAACAUGUCGACAUGUGCUAACGUUUAACCCCCACUAGCAGGAUCAUUAAUAACAUAACCACAUCGGAGACAAAACAUGCUGAAGUUAACAGAAAAAUCAUAAUUUACGAAUCACUUUCAAAUCAUCAGGACAAUCAAUUAAACUUUCAAGUAGGCAUGCUCAAUUUAAUGAAAUGCAUAAAAAUUU
Molecule: messenger RNA, 768 nt
Organism: Rubroshorea leprosula
Lineage: Eukaryota; Viridiplantae; Streptophyta; Magnoliopsida; Malvales; Dipterocarpaceae
Source: the annotation of a GenBank genome assembly